Molecule: messenger RNA, 4929 nt
Organism: Malurus melanocephalus (red-backed fairy wren)
Lineage: Eukaryota; Metazoa; Chordata; Aves; Passeriformes; Maluridae
Gene: DNA2
Product: DNA replication helicase/nuclease 2
Exons: 20
Coding region: 94-3156 (1020 amino acids)
Biological process (GO): replication fork reversal
Cellular component (GO): cytoplasm
Molecular function (GO): single-stranded DNA helicase activity; 5'-flap endonuclease activity
Source: RefSeq, a predicted model, not a curated record
GCGGGGUCCAGGGGAGACGCGCUCGGUGGGCUGUGCACCGGCCCAGCGGCUGAGGCGGGACGGGCAGAGCCGAGCCCCGCACGGGACCUCCUCAUGGCCCAGAGUUUUCAGGAGAAAGUGGCUGCCUCACCUGAUACAAUCYUCAGGAAUGGGCUGAAUAACAGAUACCGUGUGCUGGAAGUCAAUGUAAUACAGAAUAAUGGAAGUGAUCCUGAGAAACACUUGACAAUAACUGCAUCCCCCUCACUUGAAGAGACAGAGCUGUGCAUUCUUAGGGAUGGCUGGGAGUCUGUUCCUGUUGUUCCAGGGGACAUUGUUCAUUUAGAAGGGGAGUGCUGCUCUGGCACCUGGGUCAUAAAUGACCAAUGUGGAUUCCUGGUUCUGUACCCAGACCUGCUGCUUUCUGGCACUACAAUCUCAAACAGCAUUCGCUGUAUGAGAAGGGCAGUGCUGAGUGAACGCUUUAGGAGCUCCGAGUCUGGUUCACACCAAAUGCUCAUUGGUACAAUUCUUCAUGAAAUUUUCCAGCAAUCAGUAACAAAUAACUUGACACAAGAAAAGGUACAAGAACUAGCAAAUAAAAUUGUGUAUGGACAAAAGUAUCUCAAAGAAAUGUAUGUCYUAAAUCUGAAACAAGCACAAAUAAUGCAAGAAGUGGAAGAAUAUUUGCCAUCAUUUUUUAAAUGGGUGGAAGACUUUAUGCACAAUCCAGCAAACCAAAAUAAAAUGCAACUAAAACUGUCAAAUGGUAGAAAAACAGAAGAUGUAUCUUCUAAGAUAGAGAUUGURGAUAUCUUGGACAUUGAAGAGAAUAUCUGGUCUCCCAGGUUUGGGUUGAAGGGAAAGAUUGAUGUUACAGCCAGGGUGAAAAUUCAYUGCCCGUCUGGAGUGCAGUCUCGAAUAAUGCCUUUAGAGCUCAAGUCUGGCAAGGAAUCCAACUCCAUAGAGCACAGAAGUCAGGUUAUUCUGUACACAUUGUUGAAUUUAGAGCGGAGAGUUGAUCCUGAAGCUGGAUUUCUUCUUUAUCUUAAAACUGGUACGAUGUAUCCUGUUUCUGGAACUCACAUGGACCGAAGAGAAUUAAUGAAGUUAAGAAAUCAUGUGGCCUUCUACUUAAUGCACAGUACCUAUAAAGCUGGUGUGGGAAGGCAGCAGUCACAGCUUGCUGCUUUGCCUCCUGUGGUUGAUGACAGUCAAGCAUGUAAAUAUUGCUCCCAACUGCACAACUGCUUUCUAUACAGCAGAGCUGUAGAGCAGAAGAUGGACACUGUGGCCUUUCCUCCUUCUAUGGUACCAGUUAUUGACAGAGAGACCCAGCACUUGAAACCCUCYCACUUGGAGUAUUUCAGCCUUUGGUAUCUGAUGUUAACCUUGGAGCUGCAAAGUGGAGAGCAUAGAAAGGGAUAUAAAAAUAUAUGGAUGAUACCUUCUUUGGAAAGGGAGAAGGCUGGCGAUUGUGUUGGAAACAUGAUUAGAGUUGAUGAAGUGCAUGAAAUUUCUGAGGGACAGUAUUUACAUUUCUUCCAACGAAGAAGCGGUGCCAUACCUGGAAAAAACCUGUUGGUUGGUGAUCGAGUGGUUGUGAGUGGAGAGGAAAAGGGUUUAUUUGGUUUGGCUACUGGCUAUGUUAGAGAAGUCAGUGGAACAAAAGUCUCCUGUUUGUUGGGCAGGAAUUUGUCAAACCUCCCCAAGAGCACCAUAUUUAGGUUGGAUCAUGACGAAGGAGAUGUUGGUGCAGGAGUCCCCUUUGAAAAUCUUUCCAAAUUGAUGAAAGAUUCCCCAGUCAGUGAAAGGCUCCGCAAUUUGAUAAUCGAUUUCCAGAAGCCAUGUUUUAUUCAGCACUUGAGCUCUGUCCUUCCUCCUGAAGCAAAGGAAACUGUUGCAAAUAUUUUAAAGGGUCUAAAUAAGCCUCAGAAACAGGCAAUGAAACAGGUGCUACUUUCAAAAGACUACACACUUAUUGUGGGUAUGCCUGGAACAGGAAAAACAACUACAAUAUGUGCUCUAGUGAGAAUUCUUUCUGCUUGUGGCUUCAGUGUCCUUCUGACCAGUUUUACACACACGGCUGUAGACAAYGUCCUGCUGAAGUUGGCCAAAUUCAAAGUGGGUUUCUUGCGUUUAGGCCGAGCUCAGAAGGUUCAUCCAGAUAUUCGGAAAUACACAGAAGAAGAAAUCUGUAGGUCCAAAUCAAUUAAAUCUGUAACAGAUUUGGAAGAGGUCUAUAACAGUCAGUCAGUGGUAGCAACGUCUUGCUUGGGAGUAAAUCAUCCCAUCUUUGUUCAGAAGCAAUUUGAUUUCUGUAUUGUUGAUGAAGCUUCCCAAAUAAGCCAGCUCAUCUGCCUGGGCCCWCUGUUCUGCUCCAAAAGGUUUGUGCUGGUGGGGGAUCACCAGCAGCUGCCGCCCCUUGUGCUGAAUGCAGAAGCAAGAGAUCUUGGCAUGAGUGAAAGCUUAUUUAAAAGGCUGGAACAAAACCAAAACGCUGUUGUCCAAUUAACUGUGCAAUACAGAAUGAAUAGUAAGAUUAUGUCAUUGAGUAACAUGCUAGUAUAUGAAGGCAAACUGGAAUGUGGCUCAGAGAAGGUGUCAAAUGCCACUGUUAACUUGCCCAACCUAAAGAAAUUGAAACUGGAUCUUGGGGAUGCUUCAAAAACAUGGCUGAAAGAAGUCCUUGAUCCAGACACACCUGUGUGUUUUCUGAACACGGAGAAGGUCCCAGCYCCAGAACAUGCAGAAAAAGGUGGCAUAAGUAAUGUGACAGAAGCUAAAAUAGURCUUUUCCUCACAUCUUUAUUUAUUAAGGCUGGCUGUAAGCCCUCAGACAUUGGCAUUAUAUCACCAUACAGACAUCAGCUAAAAACAAUCACUGAUUUGAUGGCAAAAUGGAAGGAGAACAGAGUGGAAGUCAACACAGUGGACAAAUACCAAGGAAGAGACAAAAGUAUCAUAAUUGUGUCUUUYGUUAGGAACAGUAUUGAUGAAAAUCUGGGCAGCCUCCUGAAGGACUGGCGCCGCCUGAACGUUGCUAUCACAAGAGCCAAGCACAAACUGGUCAUGGUGGGCUGUGUUCCAUCCCUGUGCUGCUAUCCUCCCUUGGAGAAGCUCCUCUGCCAUUUGCAGUCCCAGGCAAUGAUAUCCUUUUUCUSCAUGCUGGUUUAGGAGAGGGGAAAGGUAAGACUGACUUACUSAGAUUUGAGGUAAGAAUGGGAAGAUCUCUGAUUAUUUAGGUUAUACUUUUAACAGUGAUUGGCAACACAGCACAAAAUGUGCUGGUUAAAUUUACCAGCAGUAUACUUAGGAUCAAGCUAAUGGAUGGAUUUAGAACAUUUUCUGUCUUCUGAAGUAGAAAAAAAUAAUGCUGACUUGCAAGUCAACUUUGACAUUUUUUUAUUUUGAGGCCUUAAUUUUGAUUUUUAAUGCUUUUGCAUUUUUUUCCUGCAUUCAUCCUAGUUUUUUGGCAUCUUAAUGUCGGUGUGAUUACUUUCUUCCACUUAACAAAUCUGCCUCAUGAAUAAUCUUGCUGGAAAGGAAAAGAGUGUCACUUUCAGAUGACUUGGUAUUUUUUCUUUCUCUCUGGCAUCUUACUGAGUAAGCUUUAGCUAUUGCUGCUUCCAUCUCCUAUUUAAACAGGAAAGAACCUUGUUAGCUGCUUUCUUUGCAAACACCAAUGCAUAUUCAAACAGGUUUUGUGAAAGUAAUAUGUUGUCAAAAUGCUUCCUUAACUUGUUACAUCUUGAAUCUUCCAGCUGGGGCUCAUGAAAGUAUCCACAAGUGUAACAUCUUAUGAGUGUGAAGAUGGACAGUUUUCCAGGCAUUUGUAUCUUUUUUUCUGCUAUUGCUUGAUGUAAAUAGCAGGUUCUUGGGGUAUCAGUGCUGGUGUGCACUGUUCAGUCUGUAGGAAGCCAAAAGAGGAAACAUUCCAUUAUUUUGGAAGUUUUCUUUGAGUAAAAUAACACACAUUUCUUGAAUAAGCUGAUGGUUACAGUGCUACUAAAGCACCCAGCUUACUUGUGACAAACCAGAAAUAUGAAGCACUCUGUUCUUUCCAGUACUGGAUAUUGCUGUAUUCUCUUUUACCUUGAUGAACAGUUAUCUGCAUAAGUGAGUGGGGAAACAGUUGAAGGGAGUGUAAACCAAUGUUGCAUUGAGUCACAAUUUUCUGGGCUCUGUUUGGUUUUAAAAACUUGAAAAUGUAGUUUACAUACAGUAAUUCCAUUUAUUAGACUUCCUAAUUAAGGUGCUGUUUGGAAAAAAAAAUAGGGAAAAACUUCUUCCUUUUCUUCAAAGCCUUACAAUCUUCUUUGAAAUCUACUCCUGUUUCUAAAAAUGCUGUUUUUUAUAUUUAUAUACAUAAUGUAAUUAAUCUCUCAUGUGAUGAUCUCUUGAUGACAUUUCUUAUCUCCUGAUUUUGCAUACCUCAGGAAGAAAUGYGAUGCUGAUUCAUUCAAUUCCCUGUUAUCAACUAAUGUGUUCAGCAGAUCAAUUAAGUACUAACUACGAAGUGAAAUGCUACGUAGUAGCACUCACUUUUCAGUUUAUCUGAUCUGUAGUCUUCAAAACAAAAAAUUCCCAGGAAGCAAAACUAGAGAUGCAGCUUCCUGACUAAGAUUACAUGCUCAGGUUCUAUUUUGUUAAAGAUGAUGGCAUAUGAACARCAGGAAACAUUAUUUACCUGAGAGAUCUGUGUUUCUUUAUGCUACCUCAUAUUCUAUACCAAAGAGACUGAGAAGUUUCUUUUCACAGUUGCUGGUGGAAAUGUGAAUUGUUUUGAUUCUUCAGAAUCAUUAGCAUUCUCUUUCUCUUGGAUCAAUGUCAAUUAGCUGUGUGCAUAUAGUUGCAGACAAACCUGUUAAAUGUGGCAUUUUCACGCUUUUAAACUGCUCUCUGACUUUUUCUAACGUUUGAAAUAAUAAAAGUUUGUUGUUGGUUUUG